Closterium sp. Yama58-4 is the source of this 5364-nucleotide messenger RNA. Lineage: Eukaryota; Viridiplantae; Streptophyta; Zygnematophyceae; Desmidiales; Closteriaceae. The record is from the annotation of a GenBank genome assembly.
AUGCGGCGCUCCACCCUCUGCCUCAGCUCGCCUCCAGCGGCGGCGGCAAGCCUCGAGGGAAUGGCGCGAGAGCGGCGGGUGCAGCGCGCGCUGUCACUCGCAUGCUGCCUCGUCACCCUUCAACUCGUCUCGACCGUGGUCCACGCUCAGCCGCUCCAGGCCUCGCAAGUGCAAUUCCUGCAGGACUGCCAGACGGUAUGGGGUCAGACGUUUCCUGGGUGGGGCGACUCCAAUCCUGACUGCAGCAGUGCAGAGGGCGUCACAUGCGACAGCAGCGGGAUGAUCAGUGCGAUGGGAGUAUCGAACCUCAAUCUGAAAGGGUCCAUUCCUGACUCCAUCAGCAACCUCCGAAAGAUCUCUUUGCUGGAUGUUUCGUGGAAUAAGCUCAGUGGCUCAAUCCCAACUGAAAUUGGCGUCCUUACAAACCUUCAAAGCUUAUGGCUUAAUGAAAACCAGCUCAGUGGUUCAAUCCCUGCUGCGAUUGGCAACCUUACGAAGCUGAGUAUUUUAGAUGUUUCAUGGAAUCAUCAGCUCACUGGCGCAAUCCCGACUGAAAUUGGCAACCUCACAAACCUGGAAGGCUUAUGGCUCCAAGAAAAUCAGUUCAGUGGUUCAAUCCCUGCUGCGAUUGGCAACCAUACGAAGCUGAGUAUUUUAGAUGUUUCAUGGAAUCAGCUUACUGGCUCAAUCCCAACUGAAAUUGGCAAAUUUACAAACCUGGAAAGCUUAUGGCUUAGUAGUAAUCAGCUCAGUGGUUCAAUCCCUGGUGCGAUUGGCAACCUUACGAAGCUGACUAUUCUAUGGCUUGGUGGAAAUCAGCUCAGUGGUUCAAUCCCUGCUGCGAUUGGCAGCCUUACGAAGCUGAGUAUUUUAGAUCUUUCGGUGAAUCAGCUCAAUGGCUCAAUCCCGACUGAAAUUGGCGUCCUUACAAACCUGGAAUCAUUAGAUGCUUCAGGGAAUCGGCUUACUGACUCUAUUCCGACUGAAAUUGGCAACCUUAGAAACCUGGAUAGCUUAUUUCUUCAAGGAAAUCAGCUCAGUGGUUCAAUCCUUGCAGCAAUUGGCAACCUUACGAAGCUGAGUAUUUUAGAUGUUUCGUGGAAUCAGCUCAUUGGCUCAAUCCCAAUUGAAAUUGGCGUCCUUACAAACCUGCAAGGCUUAUCGUUUAAUCGUAAUCAGCUCAGUGGUUCAAUCCCUGCUACCAUCGACAACCUUAUUGAUCUGACUUUCUUAGAUGUUUCAGGGAAUCAGCUUACUGGCUCAAUCCCGACUGAAAUUGACAACCUUAGAAACCUGGAAACCUUAUGGCUUAAUGAAAAUCAGCUCAGUGGUUCAAUCCCUGCUGCGAUUGGCAGCCUUACGAAGCUGAGUAUUUUGUCCAUUGGCAACAAUCACUUGACAGGACGCAUCCCUCCUUCCAUCGGCAUGUUGGGAAACUUUCAAUACCUUGAUCUCUCAAACAACUACCUCACAGGUCCCCCAGUUCAGAUCUUGAAACGGCGGCCAGACUUCAAGGCGGACCUCUCAAGCAACUACUUGUCGGGUCCUUGGAAAGCAGCAAAGUGUUCUCAGUACAGUAUCGCUGCCAACUGCUUUGCACAGGACAGAGCUUGCGUUAAAGAAACACAGCGGCCCCCGGCACAGUGCACAGCGUUUUGUGGCGUAUCUGCAAAGAGUAGCACUUCUGCAUGUGACGGCCGUGGCAUCUGCAAACCAGUUGGGCCCAGUUUGGUGCCCACGUGCUCGUGUAAUCCGGGGUCAGUGCAGCUUGGAGGAAUCCACUGUAUUGCGACAGGCUUGAUCGUACAAAGCCCCAUUCUUCCCCCAUACACUGGGCUCACGAACGGGUGGCAGCAGCAGACAGUGGGGCGGUUCAUGGCGAAGCCAGUGACCCUGUUUGCUUACCCUCCUGGUGUGACCUCGCGAUGUGGAUUGGAGUUGGCGUUUAGAGUCAACUUCACCUUCGCUAUCUUUCCCCAGAAUGGUGAUGCCAGGUCCAACGGCUUUGCGUUUGUGAUUGCAGCAAAGGCCAAGGUGGGGAAACCCGGUGGUGUGGGAUAUAGAGGAGUCGGGUCUCGGAGCAUAGCCAUUGUGUUCGAGACGAUUCAAACAAACGAGCAGAGUGAUAGCGAGCAGCACGUGGGGCUGAACAUUAACGGCGUGGAAGAUUUGUUGGUGGAAGAGGUCUCACCAUUCACUCUCACCAUCCGCGCUGGAUACACGGCAUGGGUGGACUAUGAGCCUGGGGAUCCCGGCACCAUUCAAGUGUUCCUGGCGGAUUCAGCCGUGAAGCCAGAGGAUCCGCUGCUGCAGACGAGUCUGUCACUCUGUGAGCUGCUUCAGGCUCCAGUGAAGCCCUUCCAGUCAGCGUUCUCGUUUGGUUUCGUGGCGUCCACCACUUUGGAGCCCUUCCAGCGAUACGCCAUUUCCUUCUCUUAUGUGCAAACAGGUGCUCCCUCACCCAAGACACCCGAGAUCAAAGAGCAAGCUCUCGGCCUUUCACUAUCGGAGGCCACGUUUGCACCAUCUCACGGCAGCCCCUUUUCGCGCUACGUGAGUGCGGACUUCAGACUGACGCCCACCUUGAGCGAGUCGUGGAGCAUCCACGACCUCCACACGUGGGACGCUGUGUCCUGGCUCGAUUGGCCUGUCAAGAACCAGAACGACUGCGAUGCGUGCUGGGCGUAUGCGGUGGUGGCGAGUGUGGAGGCGGCAUACGGCAUCGCCAAGAAUGGCAGAGCUCCGCAGCUGUCAGUGGAGUCCCUCUUUGCUGCCAUGGGGCUCACUGACGCAGACAAGUGCACAGCUGGCGGCUCCCCCGCCCAAGCGUUUGAAAAUCUCGUGGCUCUUAAUGCCGAUGGCGGCAGUGGGCUCACAGGGGCCAACGACCCGGCAACUAGGUACCCAGUGCAGGCGUUUGAGCGUGCGCAGUUCAAGGGGUAUGUGGGGCUCAUGCUGGCAGUGCGACACCAGCCAGUGUUGGUUCACAUCGAGGCGUCUGCUGCCACGUUCAAUGCGUAUGAUGGGACUUUUAAAUACCAGGAUCCAACUUGCUACACGGGCAGUCUCAACCAUGUUGUACUCGUUAUAGGCUACUUCAUCUUGGUUGACGACGGCAGUCAGAACCGCAUUGCUCCACCAUUUUGGAUCAUCCGCAACUCAUGGGGAGAGGAGUGGGGAGACAAUGGUCACAUGCGCAUGGACAUUCAGGGAGGGGAUGGCGUGUGUGGCAUCAACGUGCUGCCUGGCAUCUACCCCAUUAUCAGAAUUCCAGGGGACCCUUGCGGGCUCAGAAGCUACAAGUUCGAUAAGGAGACGGAGACCAGCAUGAACCCGUGCGGCCGCUUCCAGUGCCAGACCGGAACAAGCAGCAGUAACAGCAAUAACUGCAACUGCAGUAUUCCCGAUCUUAAAGCCAAUUCGCAGCCCUUUGUCGAGGUUAAGAAUGGAUAUGGCUCCAACACAUGUGCUUACGUGAACGUGUGUGGGUCUUACUUCAAGAACCCCUGCUACGUGGGAGCAUGCAUCAACGAUGGCAAGGGCGCCUACUCCUGCAUCUGCCCUCCCAACCACGUGCCCAGCACAACCGUUGAUGGCUUUCCCACCUGCGAUCCAGCAAACAGCACAGCCACCACAAUGACAGUUCGAGGAGACAACUGGUUGUGCUCGGAUGUUUAUGCACUUGUUGGCCUCUCACUGGAUGAAUUCACUCUCCAAAAUGCAGGCAUUGACUGCAGCCAGCCAUUGCCCAAGGGCAGUGUCCUUCAGCUGGAUGGUACUCCCGCCACACCCUGCACUGCCUUCUUCUACUCCCUCAAGGGAGACACCUGUGAAUCCAUCAACAAGCAGCUUAACUACAAUGUGGGGAAUCUCGCCACGCUAAACCCCGGCCUUGACUGCUCCGAGCCCUUGAAGGCGGGCCGCUCGGUGUGCCUCGAGCGCAACGCUGCCUUCGCCUACAAAGUGCCUGAGUGUGUGAAGUACGGCAUACUCACACCUGAAGACACAUGCGACCGGCUGCUUCAGAGGACAACUACUUCAGAAGGGAGCUCCAAAGAUAACCCGUGGCUUGCACUUUACCGCAACAAUCCUGGCCUUACUUGCUCCUCCACCAUCCCUCAAUCUGCCUCCGCUGCUGGCAGCAAGAUUGGCGUACAGGUGGGGUCGCAGGCCUACGCGCACCGGCUGUUCCUCUACGCCACGUCAGCCACGCUCAAACUGUUCCCCCCAGGGGCGGUGGCGGGCGCGGAGGAGCUAGGGCCGCACACGGAUCACCAUGGGGCGGCGCUGGUGCUGCUCCGCGGAUGCCGCCUGUCCCCCGCGGAGUUGGUGCAUCUCGUUGACUCCACCUUCCUCAGCAGCUCAGCGCUCCCUUCCACCUCUGACCCCCAUCAAGCUUCGUCCUCUGAGCUCCCUGAACGCUCUCCCAACGACCCACCUCGUCGCACGCGUCGCGACAGCACGCCUCUCCCGCUGGUCCCUCCCGACGCGCGCAUCUUCUUCUCGCUGUCCCCCGCGUGCUCCAUGUGGCGCCUAGCGAGCGACUGCAAGGGCGGCAGUGACGGCUGCGCCAGCAGUGCUGUGAGCAAGCUGGAGGAGGUGCUGCACGUGGUGGGGUGGCGGUUGAGAGAGGAUAUGACUGCCAUGGAUGUGGGAGCAGCACCGGGGGCAUGGACGGAGUAUCUGAGUGCCAGGGUGCGCCAUGUGCUCGCCAUCGACCCGGCAGCCCUGUCGCCUGCUGUCACGGCCCGAGGCAACGUCACCCAUAUCAUCAAGAUGGUGGAGGAUGCGUGGGACGAUGUGCAAGCAUGGUCCCUGGCCUGCCAAGCUGAUUCUCACCCACAGCCACAGCCCACCAGUGCUGAUGGGCAUGAUAUAAACCGGGUGCAUGAACCAGGGACAGACACCGCUGCACCCACCAACACCACCAGCGCCAGCAGCAGCAGCAGCAGCAGCAGCACCAGUGGCAUGACCAGCAGCAGCAGCAGCAGUGGCAUUGCCAGCAGUGCAAGCACUACACCCGUAUCAGCAGGGAGCAGUGAGCAUGGUGGUGUCAACCUUGAGAAUUCUCAAGAGGUUUCUCAAGAGCGUGGUGCUGCCACAGCUGCCAUGUGCCACGGUCUGUUCUGUGACGCCAACAAGCACCCCCUGCAGGCUGCAAAACUCGUGGCGCCGCUGCUGCCUGCGCUGGCCUCGGGGGGGAUACUGGUGGUUACAAUGAAGUGCCGCGGACGAGGCAGGGACAAGGAGUUAUUGACGCAGCAGUUGACCGAGGCUCUUCCUGUUUCUUUCCGUUAUGCUGAGUGCGUGUGGCUUAUGGCUAACUCGGUCUUCGAGCGCACGUUUGUUGGCAUCAAGGCAUAG